Molecule: messenger RNA, 1117 nt
Organism: Aedes albopictus (Asian tiger mosquito)
Lineage: Eukaryota; Metazoa; Arthropoda; Insecta; Diptera; Culicidae
Gene: Brms1
Product: breast cancer metastasis-suppressor 1-like protein
Exons: 3
Coding region: 187-897 (236 amino acids)
Biological process (GO): negative regulation of transcription by RNA polymerase II
Cellular component (GO): Sin3-type complex
Molecular function (GO): histone deacetylase binding
Source: RefSeq, a predicted model, not a curated record
GAAAAGGUGUUGUUCGUGUUGUCAGUCAUUUCUUCUGCCAUCAGUGAGAGCGAAAACAGUGGCAUCAUUUUGCUGCAUUUUCAUAAUUUAGAUGCACGGUUUUCCUGUAAAUUUGUGAUUUUCCUGAUUGUGGUUCAGUUUCACAAUUAAUAGGUGAUAAAGUUUUACCCGAAACCGUGUGUCGUAAUGCCGCCCGUGAAAAAUGAAGGAGAAAGUGACGCCGAUGGAGACAUGUCUGGUGCUGAAUCGGAUCACUCCGCGUCCAGCCGAGCUCCGGACCACGAUUCCAGUGCGGAAGAGGCGGACGAGCCGGAUUCCGAUGAUUCUUCGGAGAUGAGCGAGACCGAAUGCGAACGGAGGCGAUCUGAUUGCCUGGACAAUCUAACUAAUCUGGAGAAGCAGUUUAUGAUACUGAAGGAGCAAUUAUAUAAGGAAAAGAUGCACCAGGUCGAUCAGCAGUUGCAGGAGAUUCGCGGGGGUCGGUCACAGGAAUAUCUGGCGCCGCUGCAACGGUUGGUGGACAACAUGAACAGCAGGAAGGAGGUGGCGGAGAUUCUGAAGAACUUCCGGAUAGAGAACAUUCGCCAUAAAUUCGAAUCGGAGCUGCAAGCUUCUAGACAACAUUUUGAGAGUGAAAAGCAGCUCGCUAUGGAUGCCAUCCGAGAGGAGCUGAUGGAAAAGAUCCGUCGGCUCGAGGAAGACCGCCACAACGUAGACAUCUCGUGGGCCGAUUGGGGUACCAGCAUGCGAACGUCGAAGGUGCGCGGUCCAGGUCGCAAGAAGGCCGUAACCGUUUCCGGUCCGUACAUUGUCUACAUGCUGCGCGAAGAAGACAUCCUCGAAGAUUGGACCUCGAUUAGAAAGGCACUGAAAAGAUCGACGGCGGCCGCUACCUGAUAUUUAGUGUAGAGUUUAAGAACAUCACGUUCGUCUUCAAUACGUAGGAGAUCCUAAUAUAAAUGAAUGUUCAAUUGUGUUUAAGAUUUAAGGUAUUUUAGUUCCCUUGCAUAUAGGCAGAUCCCUUAUUUCGAUGAUAUUUUUUUGUUUUUGUAAUGUACUUCGACAAGUUUGUAUUGCUUUUUGAAUGUGGCAAUAAAAUGAAUAAGUUUAAUAUUUA